UAUGAAAAGAAGCAUUGCUUCUGUUAAGGAUUUAGCUGAUUAUUUCAAUGUGGCAAUUUAGCACAGAGCAAACAGUACAAUUGAGGCUGGAUAGUAUGUUGCAAGAAAAGUAGUGAUCUUAUAACUAAUUAGAUAAGGUUUCAAUAGUUUCCUUAUUUAUGCAAACUACAAAAGGGAGAGAUAAGAUUUGUUGUUUGAUUUAGUAUUUAGCAGAUUUAUACGAAGCUUGUAUUAAAUUUUCGAAUAUUCCUGAAAUUCAAGCAGCAUCAUCUGAUAUGUUUUCUAAAAAAAUAGCAUCUCGUAUUCGAGAGUCAAUGAAAAACGGAAGAAAGAUAUUUAAGUUUCUAAAGUUUUUUGAUUCAAUCAGAUGCUUAAGCAACAUUCAUUCUAAAAAUAAACCAAAGUAUUAUAAAAUCACCACCUCUAUUAUGCAUAUAUGUAAUUUCUUCUAUUAUAUAAUGGAUCACAUCAUUUGGGGUAUUAAUAUUGGUGUUCUAAAGUAAGAAAUGUAGUUAACUAUAUAGUGAAAUCGUAUCUUUGAAAGCAAAAUCAACCAUAAAAGGAUAUAAGGACUCUUUUUCACUAGCAAAGGCUCUGCUAAAAUUACUAAAAUCAUUCUUUGAUUAUAAGAUCAUUUAUGAUAAGGAAAUGGAGUUAGUCAAUGAGAUAUAGGAGAUACCAGAUAAAUUGAUUUAAGAAGAUACAAUCGCAGUAUAAUGUGCUAACAGUUUAAUUAAUAGUAGAUAGAAAAGAAGAAUAAAACAGCUUAAUUUUAUAGUAACAUCGCUUAGAAUUGUAAUGUUAUUAAGAAGAUUAAAAUUGUUUGGAUUAAAUAAAAAAAUUAGCAAAAUAUUUUACUCAUGCAGUGGUUUAACUAUAACAUUGAUAAACAUCAUGGUUUAAUUAAUAAAUAAUAAUGAAUUGAUAACUUAGAAACUGGAGAAGAAUGAAAAAGAAAAAGAGAAAAAGAUUGCAAGAGUAAAUUCCUUCAUUCCUUAGAAUCAUUAAUUAAAGAAAGUUAAGUCAGAACUUGAGAGAGUCCUAGGAGAAGACUCAGAGAAUGAAGGAGAUUGA
Messenger RNA from Paramecium octaurelia, 1074 nucleotides. NCBI's taxonomy places the organism in Eukaryota, Ciliophora, Oligohymenophorea, Peniculida, Parameciidae. The record is from the annotation of a GenBank genome assembly.